Uranotaenia lowii is the source of this 1976-nucleotide messenger RNA. RefSeq lists its product as uncharacterized. The transcript is spliced from 2 exons. The record is from RefSeq and is a predicted model, not a curated record. Bases 661 to 1257 code for a protein of 198 amino acids. Lineage: Eukaryota; Metazoa; Arthropoda; Insecta; Diptera; Culicidae.
AAGAGUGGUGGGGGAAAAAACGGCUGCAACUUCCGCGCUGAUCGGCUACGCCGAAGAUUUUGCUCCAUCAGCAAGCGGCACGAUCCCGGCAAUACUGGCACUCGAAAGUGCUCAAUUCGGCCGCCGAAAAGGAACAAAGCUGCUAGGAGGCAACUCGUGGGCAGGCGAUCUCUUCGAGCGUGAGAAGAAGCCGGAAGCAAGAUAACGCUCACCGGAACACCGAGCCAGCACCCGGUUACGGUGUGACCUGUUUGCCAAGCCAUUAGCAAACACGAAGAAAAGGGGUCAAAGCGACCUUUUUUUUUGUUACGGAAGAUAUUGUUCCGGGCUUACGUUUAUCGGCCAAUAGUUUACCGCCAUUUGAGGCAGGUUUGAAGCCCGUUCCGGAAAGUCCGGUUUGAGCCUCUUGUUACGGCUUUGAGUGCUAAAGGCCACGUUUUGUGGAAGUUUGUCAUUUCUUCGGAACGUUUUCGGAGCGACACACUGGCCAGCUCCUGAAUAUUAUUUUGACCUUGCCACAGCAGAGCUUGGUUCGGAAAGCACCGAUUUCACCGCAUCCUCGGCGGUCAGCGGAAAAGGAAAGUGCACUGUUGGUUUCCCGGAAGGUUUCCCGGAAGUGCGCCUGUGUGGCCCCAUCGGCUCGGCGUUUCUUUGGCCUUGAUGACCAUUAGUGCACGAGGAACAAACGUGGUUCUGCUACGGAAAUCGAAGCUCGGCAUUGAUUGCUGGGUUAUUUGUCGUGGGUCGAAGUUGUGCGAGGAUCCUUGGAGAAGAAGGAACAGGAAAGGAAGGCAAAGAGUGCUCUGUCCUCAUCGACAGCCAAAAGUGCACCCACAGGGCGACCUGCUCGGUCCUCAUCGACUGCCGGAAGUGCACUUACAGAGCGUUUCGCGCUGUUCUCAUCACCAGCAGAAAAUCGGAACGAUUUCAACAACAGCUCAACGGAAGCACGCAGAAAAGUGCAUCACAUUGGUCGACCGAUUGCAACAAGUGAAUAGCGGGUGGUGCGGAUCCUGCUGUGCGCCUCAAGCGUGCACCGGGGCAAGGUGCAUUCAUGCAUCUUCCGAGCAUCCGUCCCAAGAGAAUUCCCGAUCAGGUCGGAGUGGAACACACGGGAAUCAGUUCGACGGUUCGAGGCGGAGAAAACAGGGACAUGAAAUUCAACUCGCCACUGCCAACCUGCAUGCAUCGAAGCCAACGAGAUCAACGAAGCAACACAGCACAUACGAUAUUCGAGCGAAGUCGCAAACUAUUUAGAAUUUACCCAUUUCCCCAUAAACAAUAAGAAGCGUGCAAUCAAGAUUUGAACGAAUUCACACACCCCUGGCCAAAGAUAAACAAACAAAUCAGAAAAGGAUUCGGAACGUGAAAAACUGGCAUCCGUGGACAGAAAAAUAGACGCUUGAAAGUUGGCAACAUUUGUGCUGUCAAGUUCUUGCUUCCGUGAGAAGAAGAGUGAAAAAAAGAGUGGUGGGGGAAAAAACGGCUGCAACUUCCGCGCUGAUCGGCUACGCCGAAGAUUUUGCUCCAUCAGCAAGCGGCACGAUCCCGGCAAUACUGGCACUCGAAAGUGCUCAAUUCGGCCGCCGAAAAGGAACAAAGCUGCUAGGAGGCAACUCGUGGGCAGGCGAUCUCUUCGAGCGUGAGAAGAAGCCGGAAGCAAGAUAACGCUCACCGGAACACCGAGCCAGCACCCGGUUACGGUGUGACCUGUUUGCCAAGCCAUUAGCAAACACGAAGAAAAGGGGUCAAAGCGACCUUUUUUUUUGUUACGGAAGAUAUUGUUCCGGGCUUACGUUUAUCGGCCAAUAGUUUACCGCCAUUUGAGGCAGGUUUGAAGCCCGUUCCGGAAAGUCCGGUUUGAGCCUCUUGUUACGGCUUUGAGUGCUAAAGGCCACGUUUUGUGGAAGUUUGUCAUUUCUUCGGAACGUUUUCGGAGCGACACACUGGCCAGCUCCUGAAUAUUAUUUUGACCU